AUGGGUGGCACGGUCAGGUAUACUGGCGGGGCAAGUAUGAGCAUCCGAUUCCCAGAUGAUCCUAUUUUUCGGAGACUAGCGACCACUGCUCAAUCGAAAGAUCAAAUUGUUUGCCAUGACUCCUCCACCGGCCUUAGCGUAACCUAUCACCAACUCAUAAGCGAUAUUCUUCAAAUGCGUGACCUCCUGAGAACUCGUUUAUCGGAUUUCAUGUCAUCGGAACAGUUGAUAUUCGACCAAACCCUACAUAUUGGCUACUUAGGCAAGCCAAACUAUGAGUUUAUCGUUGCCGCAUUCGCAGUUCUCGCCUUGGGUGGGAUGGUAAUUCCAUUGCCAAAACACCUCCCGACCGAUGAUUUGAUACAGAUUGCAGAAAAGGAUUCACUAUUAUGCGUUCUCGUUGGAUCGGCCUUCUCCGAACGAGUCCCACGGAUACAAGAACGCGCUUCUUGUCUAGGUAUUGGUCGAGUGGAGUUGAUACCAAUCAUAACCAUGAUGGAAGCCCCUUCUGGCCCCCUAAUCCACAUCGAUAAGCAGAUGACUAUAUCCGGGUCAAGGCCAGCCAUUUGCUUUUUCACAUCAGGCUCUACAGGCUUGCCAAAGGGGGUGAUUCAUAGUCGCGAGUUAUUCUAUAACCGCCCACCCGCGGGACCCGACGAGGUCAUGUUGGUCUCUCGUCCAGUGAAUUGGGCAGGAGGUGCCCUGCCUGUUCUGAUUUCAGUCCUUUGUGGACAGAGAGCAGAGAUCGUUGACCCGGAUAGUCAACCCAAUGAGAUUUGGGAAGUGGUUCGCUCGGCUGGUAUUACGCAUGUAAUCUCUACACCGCCGCUAUACGAUAGACUGGCUCAGUACUACCAGGACAGCAUCCAGUACCUCCCAGAGAGACAGCGAGAAGAGUACCUCAACGCAGUACAAAAGAUCAAGUACGCUUUCAUCAGUGGAGCGGUCCCGGCUAUGUCCUUAUUACGAUAUUGGAGGGAUACUCUUAGGAAGCCUUUGACGGUCACGUAUGGAAGUUCGGAGUUAUGCCAUGUGAUAACUCGCCUUGCACCCGGAAUCGAGCUGGAGGUGAGUCACCAACAAACGCGCUUGAUAUACUUGGGCAAUAGAAUACCAUAUGCUAGCGUUUUCGAUGAAGCCGGCUUUUACAGAACCGGGGAUCUUGCUCAUAAAGUUGGCAAUAAUUAUGUGAUGGACGGUCGAGCAUCAGUGGACUUUAUCGAGUCUGCAGGGGGCCUAGUGCCUGUCCUGGAGUUAGAAAGUGAGCUUUUAAAGCUGCCAUACAUUGCUGAAGCGUACGCUCUACCAGUUCAAGGUGAUACCAUUGACAACGAAGUAGGCGUGCUUUGUCGCUUCCAACGGGUCAAUGGAGCACUUUGCGUCCUGCAGCGACACGAACAUAUGCUGCAGGAUAUUCGUGCAGAUUUGGCGGCUCGUGUGCCCGAAUUUAUGCUUCCAAAGGCGCUCCGGGUCUUUGAGAGUGAGACCAUGAUACCUCGACUGGACUCCGGAAAGGUUUCCAAGAAAACAGCCAUGGAGAUGUUUUUCAAAGUGGACUGCAAUCGUCAGCCCACCAAGCAGCAUGUCAAAAUCUACAUCACAAUGACUGUCAAAGACGUUGUCCGCAGAUCUCCACUAGCAGGAUAUGGCAAGGCCAUCCGCGGAGCACCCCGGGAAAUUAUCCUUAACCGUCACUUGAUGCUCUCAUGUUUUAUUUACGCUGUCGGAGGCGUUCCAGUCAUCUGGGAUCAGGGUGCAUCGUCGGUUAUACCGUCCCUCCCUGGCUUCCAAAAUCACUUCAAGAUCAGCUCUGGAUCUAACGCGGACGAGAUCCGCACUUUUAUUUCCAUCGUCUACGUAGGAUUCGGGGUGGGCGCUGCCCUGACCUUUCUCGUGAAUGACUUGAUUGGCCGAAUUUGGUCAUUUCGUCUAUAUACCCUCAUCUGGUGUGUUGGGUCCUUGAUGGCUGUCUUCUCUCCAAACGUCAAAGUCCUCUAUGCCGCUCGCGUUAUUCAAGGUCUGGGACUCGGGCCGCUUACCGUUAGCGGUCCAAUGUCCAUCGUUGAGAUUGCCCCUGCGGAAAUCCGAGGCCUUCUCACAUCGUGGUUUAUUCUCCUGAUGAAUGUCGGACUCUUUGGAUCCGUCUUCUGCGCUCUAGGCGUCUACCGCCAUGUUCCUGUCAGCAAUCUGCAAUUUCAGAUCGUCUAUUUCACACCGAUAGUUCUUAUGGCUCUCUGCAUGAUUGCCACCUUUUUCGUCAGUGAAUCGCCUCGUUGGCUCUUCCUGGUCCAUCGUCGCGAGGAAGCCAUCGCCGCUUUAGUCAAGCUGCGCGGUUUACCAGCUGACCACCCUCGCGUAGAGCGAGAGCUGAGGGAUAUCGAAGACGACAUCAAUAGAACCGCCGAAGCAGUCGGAAACUCCAGUUUCUGGGCUAUUGCUAAAGAAACGUUUACCAUCCCCUCGAAUCUCCGACGACUUCAGCAGUGCAUCAUGUGCUAUGCACUCGCCCAGCUUUCCGGCGCAAAUCUUAUUACUUCCUACUUGGUGCCGGUUCUCGAGAUCGUGGGUGCUGGAGGCGACACGGCUCAUUCCAUGUUCCUGAGCGGCAUGUAUGGCCUGGCUAAAUUUUUCUUCGUUUUGAUCGCUACGUUCUUCUUCGUCGACGCCCUGGGUCGUCGGAACUCUCUUUUCGUCGGUGCCAGUCUUCAGAUGAUCACGCAUGUCUAUCUCGCUGUUUAUAUCCGAUAUACGCAGAAAGGACCGGUUCCUCAAUCCGCCUCUAACGCUGCAAUUGCAGCUCUUUUUAUUCACGCUUUUGGCUAUGGUGUUGGGCUUUAUAUUCUCCCAUACCUCUUCGGUGGUGAGCUCUGGCCCAACCGAAUCCGUUCGUUCGGCGGUGCCGUAGGCCAGGCGUUUCACUGGCUGUUUAUUUACGGAAUGCAGUAUAGCAUGCCCUCGAUUCUAUCCAGCUUUAAUAAGUGGGGCGCGUUCCUGUUUUUUGCGGGCUGGUGUGCCGUCAGCAUUCUCUAUACCUAUUUCAUGGUCCCAGAGAUUGCAGGGCUGAGCGUCGAGGAGAUAGAAGAGUUGUUUAGGGGUCCCUGGUUUAAUGCUCAUCGGGGUGCUAGGACGAUUGUUGUUGAAGGAUGUCCUGGGACUGGUGGGGAUUGGGUGGAUAGAUCUUGGACUAACAAAGAUGAGAAACAUAGUGAUGACAAGUGCUAA
Aspergillus affinis is the source of this 3222-nucleotide messenger RNA. RefSeq lists its product as uncharacterized. The transcript is spliced from 8 exons. Gene Ontology annotation, molecular function: carbohydrate:proton symporter activity. NCBI's taxonomy places the organism in Eukaryota, Fungi, Ascomycota, Eurotiomycetes, Eurotiales, Aspergillaceae. The coding region runs from base 1 to 3222 and encodes 1073 amino acids. Gene Ontology annotation, cellular component: membrane. The record is from RefSeq and is a predicted model, not a curated record. Gene Ontology annotation, biological process: transmembrane transport; carbohydrate transport.